Xyrauchen texanus (razorback sucker) is the source of this 2291-nucleotide messenger RNA. RefSeq names its product UDP-GlcNAc:betaGal beta-1,3-N-acetylglucosaminyltransferase-like 1 (gene b3gntl1). The coding region runs from base 157 to 1398 and encodes 413 amino acids. The record is from RefSeq and is a predicted model, not a curated record. Lineage: Eukaryota; Metazoa; Chordata; Actinopteri; Cypriniformes; Catostomidae. The transcript has 11 exons.
AGUCUGCGCAGAUCAACGCACGCGGAGGAACCAGAGUGAACGAGGGAUCUGUUCCAAACAUAAUUAACAUUUACUCUAUCUGCGUAUAUUGAAUAGUGUAAGAGCGGGAUGAGGACAGAUUUUAGACACUAGAUCUCGUCGGUUUGUGUUCGAGAGAUGAGCAGCUCCAGUGGAGAGUUCGAGCCCGGAUCAAAGCGGCUGUGCACGCGCAUCCGCCCGCAGAUCAGCUCACAUGAGCGCGCUGAAGCAGCAGAGGGCAGCAGCGCUGAAGUGUCUGUGAUCAUGCCGGUGUAUAAUGCGUGUGAUUGGUUGAAUGAGUGUCUCGGGUCGAUACUGCAGCAGGAUUUUCAGGGCAGUCUGGAGCUGUCUGUGUAUGACGACGCCAGUACGGAUAACUCCAGAGAACUGAUUGAGAGUUGGCGGGAGAGGUUCAAGGAGAGAGGUGUUUCCGUGAUGAUAUCAGGCCAUAACUCAACCAGCCCAAGAGGAGUUGGAUUUGCUAAAAAUCAAGCGGUGUGUCAGAGCUCGGGACGAUACCUCUGCUUUCAGGAUGCGGAUGAUGUCAUGAUGCCUCAGAGAGUGAGACUACAACAUGAAGCCGCCACACUGAACCCCACAGCAAUUGUUGGUUGUAAAGUUUGCCGUAUUCCAGAAGGCUCCACUGAACGCUACACCAGGUGGAUCAACUCCCUCACUCCAGAGCAACUCCUCACACAGGUCUACACCUCUCAUGGGCCAACGGUCGUCAUGCCAACCUGGUUCUGCUCACGUGAUUUGUUCCAGAAAGUGGGUCCAUUUAACGAGGGAGGAAAGGGCAUUCCAGAGGACCUGCUCUUCUUCUAUGAGAGUCUUCGUCACGGAGGGGGCGUGGUCAGAGUGGAUGAGUGUUUACUGGUCUAUCGAUAUCAUGAACGUGCGGCAACACAUUCAGUUUUGGAGGACACUAUCUGGAGUCUCCGCGUGAACUUUCUGCAGGAGCGAGUGCUCAACCAAUGGGAAUCCUUCACUAUAUGGAAUGCUGGGAAACAGGGACGAAAGCUGUACCGCAGUUUGAGUCCAGCCAAUCAGAAGAAGGUGAAGGCGUUCUGCGACGUAGAUGAAAACAAAAUGAAGAAGGGCUUUUACACAUACGAGGAGUCAAAGGAACGUCCUAAACCGAAGAUUCCCGUGGUACACUUCAAAAACGCAUCGCCUCCAUUUAUAGUGUGUGUGAAACUGGUGAGUGUGUGUGUGUGUGUGUGUGUGUGUGUGUGUGUGUGUGUGUGUGAGAGAGAGAGUGUGUGUGUGUGUGUGUGUGUGUGUGUGUGUGUGUGUGUGUGUGUGUGUGUGUGUGUGUGUGUUUAUUCUUUCAGCUCUAAAUAUGGAACUGUAAUUUCAUGUUUUGAAAUACACUCAUAACAGGAAGUGACCGGAGACUGAAACGUUCUCUGAUAUGUGACCUCUCCAAAAUCCAAACACAUGCACCAGUCCAAAUGUCUGUGAGGCUCAUAUUAAUCAUCAUCUGUGUUUGCCUGUGAUGACUCUCCAGUGGGAUCUGAUAUGUACUUAAACACACCAAAACAUUGGGGAAAAGACCACUGCAGUUUGAAUUUCUUUUAUUCAAACCGUUUAUUGUCAUGUUUUAUCACGAUCUGGUUGUAGUCCACAGUCUACAUACACAUCUGCCUUCGAAGGUAGCACCCUAACCGAAAACCUAAUUCUGCACAGCCUUGUGUUUCGGGAGUGUAUCUAUGAUGAAAAAGAGCCAGACAUGUUUUUGACAGAUUCUGUGAGGUUAACUGGAUUUUAACAGAGAUUCUGAUUGGGACUGGAAAUCGGUAAAAACAUCCAAGAAACAUAAGAUCAUAUGGAUACAGCAUAAUCAGUGUAGUCUGACUCCCAAACGAAUUACUCUUUUGAACUGGUUCUUUUGAAUCAGUAACUGGCUGAUUGUUCAUCUGAUGUGUGUAUAAAGGUUUGAAUCAGUGGAAUAUGUUCAUGUAUAAUGUGGUUACAGUAGGACAAAUGUGUGGAUUACAUUUAUGCCUCUAAAAUCCAUUACAAACCUGCUGAGGGUAGGAAAUAAAUUAAGAUUUAAAUGUUUUAUUUCUAAAUAAUUGUUCCUCAGAAGUAAAAUUGUUAAUGGAGCAAUUAAGGAAUACGUAUUUUUAAGAGGAAUCAGAACAAUCAAAUGACAUGUUUAUUGUCCCUACUUAUGGUCUCUCUCUCUCUCUCUCUCUCUCUCUCUAUUUCUGUCUCUCUCUCUCUCUCUCUCUGUCUCUCUCUAUUUCUGUCUCUCUCUCUCUCUCUGU